Messenger RNA from Ctenocephalides felis (cat flea), 2828 nucleotides. Its product is annotated as MPN domain-containing protein CG4751-like. Gene Ontology annotation, biological process: double-strand break repair. The record is from RefSeq and is a predicted model, not a curated record. Gene Ontology annotation, cellular component: BRCA1-A complex; BRISC complex. Gene Ontology annotation, molecular function: polyubiquitin modification-dependent protein binding; metallopeptidase activity. NCBI's taxonomy places the organism in Eukaryota, Metazoa, Arthropoda, Insecta, Siphonaptera, Pulicidae.
UAAAAGUGUGCACGUGUAAUUUUGGUGCCCUUGCAAAUCAUAUCAGUUAAUCAAAUAUACAACCUUAAGGCACCAUGUCAAAAAUUUGUUUCCACUAUUAGGUUAUUAAACUACUUCUAGGUAGUUCAUUAUUCCUUGACAAUAUGCAAUCGCAUUUAGCGGCUGCGUUGCUUGGACCAACCCCUAAUAUUAGCACAAUGACUUCUAUCAGCUCCAAUUCUACACCAUGCUCCAGUCCAUCCCCCAGGCCUGUAUCAUCCACACCCAGCCCCAUAAGUAUACCCAAUACCAAACCUUCAACUAGUAACGUUUUUCAAAAAUCACCUUCAUUAAGCUCGCCUUCAAAAAGCUCAUCCGCUAAUGUAAAAAGCUCCUCAUAUGGUUUACAUAUUCAAAAGCCUGGUGCAGGGUACCAGAAAUCUUCACACGGUGGAAGUGAAGACGGUCAUGAAAGUGAGGAAAUUGAAGACGAAGAGUCUGAAGAUAAAAUUAAAAAUACAUCCCAAAACAGCAGGACUGUUACGUUACAGAUGUUAUUAGCUGCAAACAUACUUCAACCGGGUCAAUCAACCAUGACUAUAGAAUAUUUGGGUCAAAAGUUUGUUGGUGAUUUACAAGCCGAUGGCAAAAUUAAGUCACAAGAAACAGAAACAAUAUUUUGUUCACCCAGUGCUUGGGCAAUUCAUUGCAAACGAAUAAUAAACCCUGAUAAGAAGUCUGGUUGUGGAUGGGCAUCGGUUAAAUAUAAAGGACGUAAACUUGAUGCAUAUAAAGCACAAUGGUUAAGGAAAUGCCAACAGCAAUUGCAACAACAAAGAGAUUCUACACCGAGUGAAGAAGAUGUUGAGGAUACCGUUCCAAAAAUCAUAGAGCCUGAAAUACCUAGCAAAAGAGUUGUAGUUAAACACAAUACAAUUAACAACAGAAUGGUGAUACAUGAUGACAAUACACUAGUAGAGUGUGUGUCUUUUCAAAGCAUUGGAAAACUACAACCGUUUUUAAUAUCAAUAAAUUCAAACACACAGUUAUUGAUGGAUUUUCAUUGCCAUCUAACGACAACAGAAGUUUGUGGUUAUCUUGGAGGGACAUGGGAUGUUAAUUCACAUAAUUUAAUUAUAACACACGCCUACCCCUGUCUAAAUUCCAAACAUGAUAGAGAAAAUGCAACCAAGGUGGAACUUGAAAUUCAGCAAAGAAUGCGUAAAAAAAAUCUGUUGCUGGUCGGAUGGUAUCACAGCCAUCCUAAAACUGCUGCAAUGCCCACAUUGCGUGACUGCGAUGCCCAAUUGCAGUAUCAGAUUAAAAUGAAAGGACCUAGUGACUCUACAUACAGUCCCUGCGUUGGCAUGAUUUGCUCUCCUUAUAAUGUGGACAACCCAUCACUCGAGAGUGAUAUCACUUGCUACUGGGUGACACCGCCUCCUGAAAAUAGGCCUAACGAGUACAGUAGGCCUAUGCAAAUGCUGUACACAAUUUCCAAGGACACUCAUCUAUCUCCCGAAACCAUGGACGAAAUGAAAAUGUGUGUUAAGUAUUACAACUCAUUCAAUUGUCUUGUUAAUUUUUACGAUCAAUUUAACGAAGAACGGUUGAACAUUGAUAAACUGAAGUACUCAUUGUAUACAAAAUUCUCAAAGGAUCAAAGUAGCGAAACGUUGUGGAAUUUUAUAAAGGAUAUAUUGGGUUAUACGGGUAGUGAUAGUUUUGAUGUUGCUGCAAAAAUAGAUGCAAGUGAAAAUACACCAGUUGUACCACCGGUGUUAAAUUUACCGAUAAGUGUUUCCUCGCAAAUUAAUAUACCGUCGGGGUUGAGUGUAAGUGCUGUACCUACUACAUCAUCCAGUAGUAGUAGUAAAUAUGAUUUAAAUAUACCGUCAGGCAAACUGCCUUUAGAUACAUCCAUAAGUAGUUUGUUGUCAUCAAAUACGUUAGCAGCUAGUUUAUCAAAUAUUUCAAAUAAAAUGCCUUUGAGUGCGUCAAAUGCAAGUCUGCCAUCAAACUUGUCGGUUAACAACUUGGCAGCAAGUCUUGCUGCGACAAUGCCUUCGGCUUUAACAGGGAAUUUACUUUUAAAUUCACCAGACUUGGCUAAUGUUUUGUUUCCAACAGGCAAGUUUCCUAAUACAAGUUCUUUGUUGGGUUUACCCGACCCAAUGUCUAAAUCUACAUUGGCUGCAAAUAAUAUGUUUUUAUCACCGUCUUUGUUGAAGAUGCAGGAUAGUUUUAAUUUUUUGAAACCCCAAGGAAAUUCCCACACAUCCAGAUCGGACUUCAAAACAUCUCCUAUUAAAGUCCCACACGAUUUAAACAUAACCAAAUCAUCUAAAUACGACUAUCAACCCCCAAUGAGUGGUAAAUACGAUUACCACGCCCUAGAUGCCCAGUUUAAAAAACCCAAUAUCGACUUCAAAGCUUCUGAUUUAUCAAUUUCCAGUGUCAAAACACCUCCCAUGAAAACCGACUACACCGAUUACAAUAUUGGUGAUAAUUUAUUAAAUUUUAAAGCACCUCGAGCAGAUGCUUUUAAACAACCCUUAGGUAUGUCCUCGACAAAAAAGAAGUCCGAUUUUUCCGUUGCCGAAUUGGCGAGUACCCCGAGUAAAAUCAGUAAAAUGGAUUUUCCUAUGCUGGAUUUGACUAUGAGUUCGGGGGCUUCGAUGAAUUUAAAAACAAGCUAUGUAGAUAGUUUGGCUAAUUUUAGUGAUAACAUUUUGAAUAAUUUAAGCUCUUCUGCACAAAAUCGUGAUAUGAUUUUAAAUGCUAAUUUGAACAGUGGUAGUACGGAUGGAUCUUCGUUAAAUUUAAAUACGAAAGAUCGCAUGUAUUAA